AUGGCCUCCUCAAAUUCCAUAUUGUUGAUAAAUAGAUUGCUCAGUCUAAAGGAACAGUCUCCCUUUUUGCUUGUGGAGGACUCUCUUUCGCAGUCGUCAGCAUACUUCACACAGGAAUUCGUCUCGAGAGUGCCUACAACACCAAUAGUGUACCUUUCAUUUGAAACAGUGAACGCGCCCAGUUUUGCUGCAAACUUUGUACAAUGCCUUGGUCUAUCUGUUGAGGAGAUCCACUCCAAGAUUGAGAGCAAUGCCUCGAGGAAGACAAUCGUGAUGGUCGACUCUUUGAACUACAUUCCUCCUUCACAGAUCACCAAGUUUAUCAAGAUGCUUGUUCAUCCCAAUGUGAUACUGUACGGUGUUUACCAUAACAGUAUCCCUCACAUAGAAACACAGGAUUACCCCAGUUCACUGCAAUUGCUUCAGUUCAUGGCAACGUCCAUUUUUGAAAUAAGACCAAGGCUCAAGAACAUGGAUGAGGAAGAGGUGGAGCACCAGAUGGAUAUAUGGAGGUUUCCAAUAGGGGAAAUUAACUCAAGCGAAUUUUAUGUUACUCUGACAAACAGAAGAAAAUCAGGAAGGUCUGUUGUUCACAAAUACGAGAUAAAUUCUGACACUCACGAGAUUACGCCAUAUGUCUCCAAGGCGAAGGAGGAUGCCGUUGGCGAUGAAGAGCUGCUGAAAAAUCUCACCACCUUCAACUUGACCACAUCUACAAGGCAGAAGCAUGCCAGACAAGAAGUUGAACUUCCUUUCAUGAUGGCACAGAAUGGGGAAGGGGCCGUUGGAGGCGCGAUCGUUUAUCAGUACGAACAGGAUGAUGAUUACGACGAAGAAGAUCCCUAUGAAGAUCCGUUUUGA
Molecule: messenger RNA, 861 nt
Organism: Kuraishia capsulata CBS 1993
Lineage: Eukaryota; Fungi; Ascomycota; Pichiomycetes; Pichiales; Pichiaceae
Exons: 1
Coding region: 1-861 (286 amino acids)
Biological process (GO): tRNA wobble uridine modification
Cellular component (GO): cytosol; elongator holoenzyme complex; nucleus
Molecular function (GO): tRNA binding
Source: RefSeq, a predicted model, not a curated record